AAAGAGAGUACACCUAGAGUGCCAAAUUAACGAGCCAAGUUCCAGCAAUCUAACUUGUUCUGAUGAGCAUCCAGCAGAUAUGACGGCGGUUGUGGUAGACAUCCCGACAAGCCCCGAGAUUGGAGAUUUGGGCCCAUUACAUUCCUUAGCCCAUUAUGAGUUUUUUCUUCAC
This is a messenger RNA of Eruca vesicaria subsp. sativa (arugula), 172 nucleotides long. The record is from the annotation of a GenBank genome assembly. NCBI's taxonomy places the organism in Eukaryota, Viridiplantae, Streptophyta, Magnoliopsida, Brassicales, Brassicaceae.